Phascolarctos cinereus (koala) is the source of this 1835-nucleotide messenger RNA. NCBI's taxonomy places the organism in Eukaryota, Metazoa, Chordata, Mammalia, Diprotodontia, Phascolarctidae. The record is from RefSeq and is a predicted model, not a curated record.
ACGGGUCUGCGCUCCCUGCACCCUCCUAGCACUCGAGUCCCCGCCCAGCCCACACCCCACUGGGCUACUUACCUGUGCCCUCCCAGUAACCCACCCAAGCUUCCCAGAGCAUCGUGCUCGCUCUCCCCUUCUCUCCCGCCAGCUCCUCGUUCCCCGAGAGUUCUGCCUUUCCAGUCCCUGCCCUCCCACCUAGCAGGCUUUCCCUCUUUACCCACACAAACUCCUUCCCCGAGGACCCUCUGGACCCCUCAUCCCCACCCCAGCUUCCUUGUGCACCAUGCCUAGGCGUGUCCUGGCUGUCCUUCUGCUGGCUGCGGCCGCCCUGCCCCUAGGUUGAAAGGAGCUGAGCAGAGAAGAUGGGCACAACAGUCCUUCAAGGUGGUUCCCUGAGCUGCUUCUCCUGCUCCAAGCCCACAGCCUUGUCUCUCUGUACUAAUGUAACCAACUGUUCAGCCACAGAGGGAUGGUGUAAAACUACACUGCUGUCUCUGCAAACAGGUUAUCCCUUCAUGGAGGAGAAGACGGUUCAGCGAGAGUGUGUGGCCUCCUGUGUCCCCACAGAUCCUGAUGCCAUUGGAGAAUAUCAGCCCAUACUCUGUUGCAACACUGACCGCUGUGUUGGCAAUGGUGCCCCUGUGCCCCAAGGGUCUGGUCUUAUCCUGACUGGAUUCCUGUCUGUCCUGCUCAGUGCUGGCUGAUGAGGGUAGAGGAGGUCAGGGUCAGACUGCUACUCACUUUAAAUAAUCCCUGUCCAUCCCUGAAAGCCUGAACCUAGGGAUUUAUACCAGCUGCCAGAGAUGAAGGCACUAGAUCAUGGUGGGGGGAGGGAAGGAAGGGAUGGAAGAAAAAGAUCUGGCCAUUUCCUGGAUGCUCCGGAUUGCUCUGCCAGGAAAUCAUGGCCCUUUUCCUCAAAGGGAGCCUAGUCAAGAAGCAGCCAAUCUGAGGGGAAGACAAGGUUUUUUGUCCUGGGGGAACCUCUGGUCUGAGAGAGAAACAUUGCUUGUGUUGUCAGGAAAGAAUGCUAGAGAGAAAGGAAAUCAAUGAGAAACCUGACACCCGAAACUACUGCAUUUUCACAAAUAUGUUUGAAUUUCAUACCUUUUACAUUUGUCACCAGGGAGAAAAACAAGGCCAACCCUAUCAUAUAGAAAUAUCUGGAAUUCUGAAACCAAGGUGGCUCACAAUAAUCCUAGUUAGCCUUUGAAAUCUGAGAGCAAACAGAAGCCCAAUUCAAUGAGCUUGCUAGUUAUUCUUUCUGGUUCAUGACAUUGGCCAUGGCUAGGGAUUGCAAGCAUCUCCAGGACAGGGAAAAUGCUUUUCUUUUCUGCUUCACACCCAACAGAGGAUCCAAGAGCUGAGAAAUUAAGCAGGUGGGAACUGAAGAUUAAUUAAUCAGGGGCUUGCAUAGAAAUCUGAAUAUAGGAGCCUAGGAAAAGUAUUAAAACUCUUUUCACACACAAUCCACUCUUGUUUGUUAGGGUUUCUUUUAAGAUUAGUCAAAACAUAAUGACCUCUUUGAACUCAGACUUAGUGAUUUGAGUGGCCUAGAUAGAGAAGCCUGCCUGCCCCCAGUCCCCACCCUAGAGCUUCUCCCCCAGCCACAGUGCCUGAGAUCCGCCAUCAGUGCAUUUUUACUUUGAACCCAUGAUCUGUUAGAAAGAGCACUUAGAUAGCAAAUGGAAUAGCCAAGCUCCCAUGACUGGUAACUGACAGAACCAAGAUUCAGAACAUAGGAACACAAGCUCUUGAAGGCACAGACUCUUGCUUUUGUCUUUUUUUCCCCAGCAUCUGAAAAAUAGUAGGCAAUCAAUAAAUACCGAUUGAAUUGAACUGAA